CUGAGAAAGAGCUCUUUGGGAGACCCACUUGUGAUGUGUUUCUGGGUGCCUGUUUCUUCCACCACCUGCAGAUCAGGGUUCCUGUAAAGGCAGAUCAGUUCCCUUUUUCCUCCAGAGACCCACCCCUCUGGUGUCUCAGAGGAACAAUGGAAGCCUUGGGGUUUCUCAACUUGGAAGUGAGUGGCACCAUGGUGACAGUGACCCUGUCGGUGGCUCUCUUGGCCCUCCUGAAAUGGUAUUCCACAUCGGCCUUCUCAAGACUGGAGAAGUUGGGCAUCAGACACCCCAAACCUUCUCCUUUCAUUGGAAACUUGAUGUUUUUCCGUCAGGGUUUUUGGGAGAGCCAUUUGGAACUCAGGAAACGAUAUGGACCUCUGUGUGGAUACUAUCUUGGCCGUCGGAUGCAUAUUGUCGUUUCUGAGCCAGACAUGAUCAAGCAGGUGUUGGUUGAGAACUUCAACAACUUUUCCAACAGAACAGCAUCAGGUUUGGAGCCCAAGCUGGUAGCGGACAGCAUCCUGUUGUUACGUGACAAAAGAUGGGAAGAAGUCAGAGGUGUCCUGACUUCUGCAUUCAGUCCUGAAAGGCUGAAUGAGAUGACACCCCUCAUCAGCCAGGCCUGUGAGAUUCUUCUGGAGCACUUAAAGCAUUUCACAGAAUCCAGAGACGUGUUUGACAUCCAGAGGAGCUACUGCUGUUAUACCACAGAUGUAGUGGCCAGUGUGGCCUUUGGCACCCUCGUGGACUCCCAGAAUGCUCCCGAAGACCCCUUUGUAAAACACUGCCGACACUUCUUUGCAUUCUGCAUCCCCAGGCCUCUCCUGGCUUUAAUCUUAUCGUUUCCAUCCAUAAUGGUCCCACUGGCCCGGAUUCUGCCCAAUAAGAAUCGAGAUGAACUGAAUGGCUUUUUUAACAAACUCAUUAAGAAUGUGAUUGCCUUACGGGACCAGCAAGCAGCAGAAGAGAGGCGGAGAGACUUCCUUCAAAUGGUGCUAGAUGCCCGGCACUCCAAGAACUCCGUGGGCGUGCAAGACUUUGACUUGGUCACAGAAACCCUCUCCCCUACUGAGUGCACAGCAGCCCCUCCCCAGGAACGCCAGCCCACAGCCAUGUCCCCGCCUUUGACCCUGAAUGAGAUAGUAGGCCAGGCUUUCCUCUUCCUCAUCGCUGGUCACGAGAUCAUCACCAACACCCUCUCCUUUGUCACCUACCUGCUGGCCACCCACCCUGACUGCCAGGACAGGCUUCUGAGAGAGGUGGAUUUCUUCAUAGAGAAACACCUGGCCCCUGAGUACUGCAGCCUGCAGGAAGGCCUGCCCUAUCUGGACAUGGUAAUCUCAGAGACCCUGAGGAUGUACCCACCAGCUUUCAGGUUCACUCGGGAAGCCGCACAGGACUGCGAGUUGCUGGGACAGCGCAUCACUGCAGGUGCUGUACUAGAGAUGGCUGUGGGUGCCCUACACCAUGACCCAGAGCACUGGCCACACCCUGAGAUCUUUGACCCUGAAAGGUUCACAGCUGAGGCCCGGAUGCAGCGGAAGCCCUUCACAUAUUUGCCCUUUGGAGCUGGCCCCCGGAGUUGCCUUGGAGUGCGGCUAGGGCUGCUGGUGGUCAAGCUGACGCUGGUCCAUGUCCUGCACAAGUUCCGCUUCGAAGCCAGCCCUGAGACUCAGGUUCCACUUCAACUGGAAUCCAAAUCUGCCUUAGGUCCCAAAAAUGGUGUCUACAUCAAGAUUGUGUCACGCUGACCAAGAAGGCAUGUGGGAAGGAGGGAACAACUGCAAAUCACUAUCAGAAGGGUUCCUGAAAUUCAAAUAUCUCACGUGGAGAUGAAAAUGUUUAGAGAAAUAUGUAUCCUAGGGUGAUUAAAAGGGUGCAUGGCACAUGAGUAUAAAAGAAGUUAUUUAUGGAAUCGUUCCUAAAUGCUUACUAAAUUUUUGUCACACUUCAUUUUGGCAUUGUCAAUGGGGUUCAAAGCACUGAUCUCUUGGGGUUGAGGUUAAGUAAGGGAAAAGGUAAUUCUGACUAAACAACUGAGUAUAUGGUGUUAAAGGAAGUCCCCGCAUCAGGACGGAGGGAUUACACAGCCUGCAGGGGACAUAAGGAUACACAUGCGAGCCUGUCCUGAUAGCACCAGCGUGGGCUUUUUCAGCUUCUUGUAAUUGUGGGUUUCAGAGAGUGAUGUGUAUGGACAGCCAACCUCUAAAGUGGCUCCAAAGCUUCAUUAUGCUUUGAUUUCCUAGGUAAAGGGCAGAUGAAAUUUAUUGGAAGUUUCCAUAGACAGAAAAAUAAUAGAGGUUAAAAUAUUGUUUUGUUUUUUUUUUUAAAAAGAAUACUGUUUUAAUUUUAUCAAGAAUUCAACAUAUAGAGAUGAGUUUAAUAAAAUUGACAAUUGCAUUGCUUAAAAGGUCCCAUUCAACAGAGCACUUGCCAACUGGAUCCCAGAUGUGCCCCUAGCAGCUGCUGGCCUUUUCACCUCCCUGUGCCUCAGUCUCCUCACUUAUAAAACAAGGAAGCUGACGUGGCAUAAAGAACCCUUCAUCCUCUAGUUAACAUCUGAGUAGCUUCUGAAUGUCACAGAGAAUACUUUUAGCAGGAAUCCGGGGCCUUGAUGGCCAGACACUGAGGACACACCUUUAGAAAAUCUCGGCUGCUUCAGAACUAGCAGAAGAGAUUUCCACAUGUUUAUCGUUAUUCAUGCUGUCCUUCCCCAGCCUCUUCAACCCAGAGCACUCCACUUCUUCCCUCAAAGCUCCUUUAUGGCCUCCUAUCUUACUUGGUUUUCCCUGGAAGGAAGGCAGCCUUGCUACUCAUAUGGUCCUAGCCCAUGAGCUCUUACUACUCCAACUACCUGAGCUCUGUAGGUAAGCCCACCCCACAGAACUCUCCACACCCUGCUGUCACCACCUUUUCUUCACAACCUCAACUCUCUUGAUGCUUGGCCCUGGGGUUCAUACUCACUAGAGAAAACCAAACAUUUCUGAGAAACCCACAUACCUCCCUCACUGCCCUGACUGUCCUCCCAAUUCUUGACCACUCUAUGGCCACUAAAGAUGGCCCAAUUGAGUAUGCAGGUCCCUGGCUGGGGGAAGAGCCCCUAAACCUAUAAAGGAAUGGGGUAGGCAUUUAAUAGAAGGUGUUAGAAUGAUGUCUGGUGCAAAGGUAUAUAGGAUCCAGGGCAGGAACAUGUAGAUGCAACUGACCUGAGGGGUUUGUGGGAACCCAGCUGGGUUACACCAGAUAGUUUUAUGCAAUUCCUAUUUCCUCCCCCAGGGUAGUUGGUGUUGGGUGUAAAUAGUGAGAUUUAAGAAGGGUUAGAAAACAAGGGGUUUCAAAUUGCUAGAAGAGCUGGGAGUCAAGUGAUUCUAACACAUUCCUAUUUGUAAAGAUGGUGAUCCCCUAUACACAGUAGGCAAGGGAAACCAGAUAGCAUUUAUGUGCUGAGUACAGAACAGCCCUCUCCACCCCACACCCCAGGCAUGCUCAUGUGGGUCCAAGCGCCUAUGCCAGUCUAUGUAGUGUUUUUCCUAACUUGCUUUCCCAACAAAUCCAGUGGCCUCUGCAACUCUCCCAGGACCUCCACUACUAGCAUAGCAGGACCAAGAGCUCAAGCAAAACACAAUGAACUUCAGGAUAAGUGAUGUGAGGGAGCCAUGUUGGAGCCUCUGAAAAUCACUGUCUGAAGCUUUGUGGCUGAUGGAGGUGGGGUAGUCAUCAUGCGAUAUGGUUAAGCUGUGGCUGCUUGUCUUUCUGACCACUUAACUCAGUUCUCUCUGGCUUUAUCAGUAACACUACCCUGUGUAAGGUUUCAGGUCACUCCAAAGAUGAGAAAUCUGCCUUUUAUCUAACCACCACAGGACAUACCAAAGGCAGAUCUCUUUAGGAAGGGGCCAACCUGUCAACCAGGACAAAAUCAGCAGGCAGUCAAGAGGAGGGUGCCCAGGCAUGGGGACAUGUGGACACACAAUAAAGCAUUCUACAUAUCCACAACACACUGUUCAAUGGGGAAACUGGAUUCCGUGGGGCUUCUAAACUUUUCUAUCAGUUGGAAUAAAGAAAAAGAAUAUAAAUAUACAUAUAAUCAUGUAACCGUAUUUCUAGGGCCCCUCCUAGGCCCUUGGAGGGGGACCUGGCAGGUGAGGAACCCAGAUCUUCAGCCCUACUGAGGACAGUGAUAUUUCUUCUGUUAAUCAGUCUGAAUACAUACAGUCUGAAUGUUUCUCACCAAAACUCCUAUUACAUCUGUACUCAUAGGUGAUGAUGUUGGGAUAUGUGGCCUUUAGGAGGUGAUUAGGUUCAGAGGGGGAAGCCCUCAUGAGUGGGAUUAGUGCCCUUAUAUAAUAAAGGGGAGGUGGAAGGAGGGGGAG
This is a messenger RNA of Nannospalax galili (Upper Galilee mountains blind mole rat), 4367 nucleotides long. It is a transcript of the gene Tbxas1, whose product is annotated as thromboxane A synthase 1. The transcript is spliced from 13 exons. Lineage: Eukaryota; Metazoa; Chordata; Mammalia; Rodentia; Spalacidae. The record is from RefSeq and is a predicted model, not a curated record. Bases 147 to 1748 code for a protein of 533 amino acids. Gene Ontology annotation, molecular function: monooxygenase activity; iron ion binding; heme binding.